AUGGCACCAACUGUCCAAACUAAUGAACAAGCUGAGCGAGAAAAACGUCCGCAACGUACUGGAGAAAGAAGGGCUGAGCUUGUUACACGGAUUAAGUACUGUAACACAUUACCAGAUAUACCCUUUGACUUAAAAUUUAUCACUUAUCCAUUCCCAUCUACUCGCUUUAUACAAUACAAUCCUACGUCUUUAGAGAAGAAUUAUCGUUAUGAAGUGUUGACGGAACAUGAUUUAGGUGUUCAUAUAGAUCUGAUUAACCGAGAUAUAUAUCAAGGAGACGGUAAUGCAGUAUUAGAUCCAGCUGAUGAAAAAUUAUUGGAAGAUGAUGUUCUUACGCCGCAAGACUCGAAGCGAUCCCGGCAUCAUGCUAAAAGUGUGUCGUGGCUGCGGCGAUCUGAAUAUAUUUCAACUGAGCAGACGCGGUUUCAACCCCAAUCUAUGGAGAAGGUUGAAGCAAAAGUGGGUUACAAUGUUAAGAAAAUAUUCAGCGAAGAAACCUUGUACAUGGACAGAGAAAGUCAGAUUAAAGCUAUUGAAAAGACAUUUGAAGACAACAAGAAGCCUAUAGAAAAACACUAUAGUAAGCCUGGAGUCACACCAGUAGAAGUGAUGCCUAUAUUCCCUGACUUUGACAUGUGGAAGUAUCCAUGCGCACAGGUUAUAUUUGACUCGGAUCCAGCACCUGCAGAUAAAAAUGUUGCUGGGCAGAUUGAAGCCAUGUCACAAGCUAUGAUACGAGGUGUGAUGGACGAAAGCGGUGAGCAAUUUGUCGCUUACUGUCUUCCAACUGAAGACACAAUUCAGAAAAGACGUCGUGAUAUUGCUGAAGGUAUUCCUUAUAUGGAUGAAGAUACAUAUGAGUAUAAAAUGGCUAGAGAGUACAAUUGGAACGUGAAGAGUAAGGCAUCUAAGGGUUAUGAGGAGAACUACUUUUUGGUGGUCCGAAAGAACUGUAUAUAUUACAAUGAGCUGGAAACCAGAGUACGUCUGUCGAAGAGACGAGCACGCGCAGGUGCGGCUGCGCAGGCGCUAACUAGGCUGGUGGUCACUCAUCGACCAUUGAGCGCGCCAGAACAUAGAAUGCUUAGGCUCAGGGAGAAACAACUAGAGCCCGCUCAGGAGGAAGAUGAAGAAGAAGACGAAGAAGAAGAAGAGGAUGAAGAAGAGAACAAAGAGCAGAGCGGAGCAAAGGAAAGAUCCCGGUCACGAUCGAAAUCCGGUUCAAAGUCUCCUCAGGGUUCGGAAAAAUCUAAUCGGUCGCGAUCCGGGUCUCGUGAGCGAUCUAAAUCAAGAAGUAGAUCUCGAUCCGCUUCGCCCUCUCGGAAGUCCAGAUCACGAUCUCGUUCAGUACGCUCUGGGUCUAGGAGGUCUCGUUCUGGUUCAAGGUCGAGAUCCAGGUCAGGAUCUCGUGCGUCAUCCAAAGCCUCAUCGCGCUCUUCUGGAAAAGCAUCUAGAGCCAGCUCUAAAGCUAGCGAAAAGGGCUCAAAAGCGUCAUCAAAGGCGAGUUCCCGCGCUUCGUCGCCAGCCAGUAAAAGAUCGUCACGUGCGUCAUCACGCGCCUCUUCCAAGGCUUCCGGUUCAAAAGCCUCCUCUAGGGCUAGCUCAAGGCGAAACUCGAGCGCUUCGGAAAGAUCUAGAAGCCCGUCCGCUGCUGGUUCCAAGCAAGGUUCUCGAAGUGGUUCAGCAUCAAGCGCAUCGUCUCGUCAUAGCGGGUCAGACUAA
Messenger RNA from Leptosia nina, 1722 nucleotides. The record is from the annotation of a GenBank genome assembly. Lineage: Eukaryota; Metazoa; Arthropoda; Insecta; Lepidoptera; Pieridae.